UGUAAACUGCACAGUGAGGAAAUGGAACGUUGGACGAAUCGCGUGGCUGUUGUCACUGGAGCUAGCUCUGGAAUUGGAGCUGCCUGCUGCAAGGAUUUGGUGGCCAAGGGCAUGGUCGUGGUGGGUUUGGCGCGCCGUGAGCAGCGCCUGGAGGAGCUGAAGGCUGCGCUGCCAGCGGAUCAGGCCAAGCGCUUUCACUUCCACAAGUGCGAUGUGAGCGUGGAGCAAGAGGUGCUGGAUACCUUUGCCUGGGUGGACAAAACACUUGGCGGCGCCGAUGUGCUGAUCAACAAUGCGGGCAUUGCUCGUCAGGCAGAUGUUACUGAUGCUGGGAAUAGCGCUGAUAUGCGUGCCAUAGUGGAGACAAAUCUGUUGGGCGUGGCUUGGUGCACACGCGAGGCAUUCCAAUCGAUGGAGCGCCGCAAGGUCAUGGAUGGCCAUGUGGUGAUUGUCAAUAGCAUUGCUGGACAUAAGGUGCCCAAUGUGCCGGGCUUUAAGCUGAAUAUGUAUCCUGCUACUAAAUUUGGCAUUACCGCUCUAACCGAAACUUUGCGUCAAGAGUUUAAUAACAAGGGCACCAAAACAAAGAUAACGAGCAUUAGCCCCGGAGCUGUGGACACUGAAAUUAUCUCUGGUGAUACCAAAAGCUUGUUUCCCAACAUGCCUCUAUUGCGUUCCGAGGAUGUUGCCGAUGCCAUCAGCUACUGCAUUCAAACCCCACCCAAUGUGCAAAUACACGAGCUGACCAUCAAGCCAGUGGGCGAGCCUUUCUAAGUUAAAUAUUUUAUAUUCUAUUUGAUGUUACUACGACCUGGAAGUGUUCACUAUGAAUACUAA
Molecule: messenger RNA, 837 nt
Organism: Drosophila busckii
Lineage: Eukaryota; Metazoa; Arthropoda; Insecta; Diptera; Drosophilidae
Product: farnesol dehydrogenase
Exons: 2
Coding region: 22-774 (250 amino acids)
Source: RefSeq, a predicted model, not a curated record